GCUGUGCUGUGUUCUCCUCCCGGCGCCUCUGCUUCCCUCUGCUGAGCCUCUCUCUGACGCGGCCACUCCUGACGACUUUUAUCUCACAUCUCUGAGUCAAAGUCCGCUUCCUCCCGCCGCAGCGGGACAGCCACCGCUCUGGUGACUAAAAGAAAGAGGAAAGAAAGAGAAAAAAAACAGACCUCCCACCUGCUUUCGUUCAGGAGCUUUCAUUUUUUCAUUUUUUUCUUUCGCUCGUGCCUCCCUCACUUCCUGCUUUGGACCUCACUCGUCGACAGGCAGCGAAGCGAAGCUCUCUGCGCGACGACGUGACGGCGCGAAGGACGAACGGACACCUGGCCUCGCGGACUCAGCCAGCCGAGCAGAUGGAGUUUGCCUGCAGCCACGUGGUGUGCAACUGGAUGCCUGACAGAACUCCAGGGCUGUACCCAUCACUCCCCAGCUCUCUCAGUGAGGGGGCAUCCUACAGGGUCUCCGGCAGACCGCAGUCCAUCUGUGACCAUGACUACGACAACCGCAUAUCCGUCAUUCCUCAGCCAGAUCCACCGCUGGUACCUCCACCCCUGCCCCCCCGCCAAAACUCAUCAAAGAAACAGCCCCGCCCUCGAUCGAUGCCCCCUCCGGUUCCUCCUCGAGGGCAGGAGACCAGGGGAGAGACGCCGCUCAGAGCCAAUGUCAACGUGGUGUCACUCAGUGUGGGCCGGCUCGUGGACGUCAGCAAGGCGACUGCUGUUCAGUCCACUCAGAGGCCAGUGUACUGUGAAAAGUGCCACGGCGCCAUGUCAACGCUGAGCACCCUGAAAAGGAUGGUUUGGUGCUGUGACUUUUGUGGGAAGGAGAACACCAUAUCAUCCACAGACUCUGGGGUGAAGAGCUCUGCUCGGCGGCCCCUACCCGGGCGGGACGUCCUGUACCUGAGCCAGGAGUUGGACGGAGACUACGUCAACCUGGAGGACAUGCUGGUGGUCUUCUGUGUGGACAUUUCUGGGAGCAUGAGUGUCACCUCUGAGGUCUCUGCAGGCAGCAGUGUCCGGUCUCCAACAUACGUUUCCAGGCUACAGAGUGUCCAGGACGCCCUUCAGAGGUCCCUGUCCUCGCUGCUGCAGACAUCACCACACCGCAGAGUAGCGCUGGUCACCUUCAAUGAUGAGGUGACAGUGUACGGGGACGGCACAGGUGUCCCCCUCACCUUGAGAGACUGGUCGCUGAUGGACUAUGAUUACCUGAAGAAGCAGGGAGAGAGUUACUCCACCCCCCACUGCAUCGCCGAGUCCAUUCACCCCCUCACCCAGAGAGUCAAGGAACUGUGUGAACAUGGAGCCACAGCACUGGGUCCAGCAGCGCUCAUCUCCGUAGCGAUGGCCUCUCGAUACAUGGGUUCAAAGGUGAUCAUCUGCACGGACGGUCGGGCCAACAUCGGUCUGGGCGAGCUGGAACAGAGCGUGGGCCAAACCUCCACCCACUCGCCCUACUUCUACAGCCAGCUGGCCAAGGAGGCGGCGGACAGUGGGGUCAUAGUGUCCGUGCUGACCUUCGAGGGCACCGACUGCAGGCUGGCGGAGGUGGGGCGGCUGGCCGACCACACGGGAGGGAGAGUGAAUAUAGUGAACAUCAGCACAGUUUCCACGGAAAUCCAGUCAGUUCUGGCCGACAACAUCCUGGCCACCAGUGUCACAGCCACCCUGAUGUCAGCGGAAGGCAUCUAUUUCCCCUACGAGGACGAGUCUUCGCACAAGCUGGUCAGGGAGAUCGGCAACGUGACGGAAGGAGUGGAGAUCACCUUCCAGUUUGCUGUGAAACCGGACAGCAUAGAGAGUUUCCAGAGGAGAGACAGGAUUCCGUUCCAGCUGCAGCUGGACUUUAAGACACGAGAGCUGCAGAAAGUGACUCGCAUCCUCACCGAUCAGAGACGCGUCACAAGCAGCAGCUGGGUGUGGGCGGGCAGUCUGAACAUGGCGGUUCUGGGGGUACACUGCGCGCAGCUGUGCGCCAGGCUGACCAUGGAGGGCAGGAUCGUGGAGGCGCAGAAGCAGCUGAAAGCACAGCAGGACCUGCUCAAGGACAUCAGUGAACAGAGGCCCAGCCCAAAGGAAGAGAGCAUCUAUGGGAACUGGAUCAGCACCAUGAGUGUGAUCUGUGAUGACCUCACAGGACACAGCCAGAGAAAACAGGACACCAGAGAACUGACGGCCAGUCAAUCUUCCCCAGUAAAGGGUCUGUCGGACGAGGCAGCCAAAGUGGUGUACCAGAUGAAGAGGGCCAAGAGUGUGGGCAGAAAGAAGCAGGCGUCCCAGCCACUGGGCCUGUGAGGUCAGGGCCGCAAAGCGUGGAGCAACUCGCUCACUACGGCCCGACCGCUACACUGCACAAACCCACACACACAGGCGCUUAGUGCCCACACGCCAAUUGAGAGAAGCGCACUGCACGUGUAUGUGUCUCGAACCUCGAGCAUGUGUCUCGAAAUAAAGAGGCCAAAGGGUGAAGAGGUCGGGUGCUUGUGGCAUUGUGGCACACUCGGGUUGUAAGAGCUACAGCGUCUUGAUUCUGUGGGUUAUACUCAAGCCAAAGGGUUCCUUCUAGAAAACUCAUUAGAAGUCAUCAUUUUUAACCCAAUAAUGAGCAAAGAAGUGAUGGAAUCUCUGAAGUCAAACUUAUA
Messenger RNA from Megalops cyprinoides (Indo-Pacific tarpon), 2656 nucleotides. Its product is annotated as circularly permutated Ras protein 1. The record is from RefSeq and is a predicted model, not a curated record. Gene Ontology annotation, cellular component: COPII vesicle coat; endoplasmic reticulum exit site. The transcript is spliced from 20 exons. Gene Ontology annotation, molecular function: SNARE binding; zinc ion binding. Bases 366 to 2309 code for a protein of 647 amino acids. Gene Ontology annotation, biological process: endoplasmic reticulum to Golgi vesicle-mediated transport; COPII-coated vesicle cargo loading; intracellular protein transport. NCBI's taxonomy places the organism in Eukaryota, Metazoa, Chordata, Actinopteri, Elopiformes, Megalopidae.